AUGGACUUUCCGCAAUUUGACACUCUGAUUGGCCCUCGCAAAGCGCCAACCCUCGACCCUGGGCGCCUACUUCCUCUUCGUCUCUCUCGCCCAUUUUCUUCACGACCAACCACUCCUCUACGCGCCGAACAAGUCUCUGCACCCGUUCCUAUCAAACGAUGUCAUGCACAGCCUACCUCAAACCAUCGACUGAGCAGUAUGCUGGUAUCAUGUCUACCAUGGAGAAGCAGUGUCUUCAUUUCUUUGACAGUCUUCCUGGGAUUUGGCCAAAUAGCAUCGUCAACGACAACAGCCACAGCCGCAGAUUGCGCAGCUACCGGUAGCACCAGUGCAUACUUGAGCGAUUCUAUCCCGCCAUGCGCCCUACCAUGCGUCCAAGAGUUUAUCCGUACCCAAUACGCCGCUGGGAUUUGCUGUUCAACUGAUCUCGACUGUCUCUGUCGGACGAAUACCACCAGUGGUCUGACCAUAGGCGAAGUGUCGUUGGCAUGUAUAGUAGGCUCGUGUCCAUCAGAUAUCGUCUCGACUGAGGGGUCGGUUGGGUAUGCGAUUUGCAACGACGUGUCCGGUGCUUUGCCAGAGACGCAUGGAGCUAUUACGGCGACGAGGGUUUCGGUUGUUACGGAGACGACUCAUUUAGUUACUACAACGCCGGCGUCUGUAUCUGCCGAGAGUACCAGCGGGGCGUCGACUGCGCUGACGACUGUGGCUGUGAGCAGCACGCCCAGUGGAAGUACGUUGGUAACUACAGCAAGGAUUACGGCGACGGCGACGGCAGCUACUACUUUGCCUAUCACAGCAUUGACAACAUUUCCCAGCACGGUGACACUGUCAGGAAUUCCGGCAACGAGUGCACCAACCGCAUCAAGCGCAGCAGCCAAAUCUACAUCUCUAAGUUCACCCGCCGUAAUCGGCGUAUCAAUUGCAUCUGGUAUAUCGGUUAUAUUUUUAGUGGCCGUCGCAAUAUUAUUUUGCGGUCGAAAAUUACGACGCAGACGACUGCAAGAAAAAGCUGCUCCACAAAGUUUCGAGAUUGGAGGCGCAAUGAGCGAACCGCCGGACUUUACUGCUGCGACUUUUGUACCGCAGCCAUGGCCGCCGACGCAACCAUCACAAUUCCCAGGGGGGACGAUGGAAAACGAAUACGAUGGUGGUGCUCAUUUUCAACAGUUUCCUUCGCAGCCGCUAUCUCGAGAGCAACAGGGUCCUCUAGUGAUUAUGACGCGACUAGAUGCUGCGAAUGCAAAUAAUGUGUACGCGAAUAAGGCUGCCAUGUCCCCGGAGACAGACUAUAACGGUUCACCGCAAAGCCAAACCUCGCAACGAACGUUAUCUCGUCUUUUACCCGAACGCACGUCACUACAAGGAAUAGGAAUAGGAAUAGUCCCCGAGCCGUUAAGAGUGAUCCGUCAGCCCCCUACAACUAAUACGGUAAGGGUCGUUGGUGGUCCUUCUCCUCGACCAACUAGUGAAGCAACAGUUUUUGAUGAAGAUGAGCAGCAAUUGAAUAGUAACGACAUCUUUGGACCACCCCUCAACAGAACGAGACGUAUGUCGCAGCAGCGCAUUGUGGCAGAGGGCAGAAGUUCCAUGCGGGCCGUGGGACUUCCAGCCGGUCCUCGAGCGAUGCUUCCUCCCUUGCGGACAGGACAGGAACAACAGAACCCGUAUGAUGGUAAUGGCAGUGCAGGAUAUUAUUCGUAUCAAUGGGACAAAGAGGCAGUCCCGAUACCUAAUGCACCUCGCCGGAGGACCGGCAUGUCUCCUGCACAGCAGUACAACAACAGUGGAAAUUGGAACAACACUGCAUCACUACAAAGAAACUUUUCUCGUCUAGGAAACGCACCACGAUCGCUCACAACUCCAACCAAAUCAAACGCAUACAGACGGCCUUAUUCCCGACAUCCGAACGGAUUCGACGUCGCCCCAGCCGAUCCAAGCUACGAGACCCUCACGGCCGAAGAUGACUGGACAACAACAGAACGCAGCAAACUCUCCAUUCCAUAUCAAGUACGACGACAAUCGCAGCAGCAGCAGCAGCAACAGCCACCGAGAUUAUCACCAGUAUCCGAGCGAAUCCCUCUCCCCACAAAAUCGCCUCUACGAUACCCCGCCAUCCCUCGCUCAGCAGCAGCAGCAAUCGUCCCAGCAACAGCACAGGGAAUGCGCAAGUCGCAUGUGGCAGAGGUAUACUAUGAAGGGCGCCACAGCGCCUCAAGCAUGCCACCCCCACCACCUCCCAACAAUAAUAACAACAACAACAACAACUUCCCAAACCCAAUGGAUAUGGUCUACGAACUCGGGCCCGGCCAACGCUCGCGCUCCGCCAGUCCUAGCCCCAGCGUAAAUAGCAGCCUCCUCGCGAAACGGCGCGGUGAGGGUGUAGCGGACAAAAUGGAAGCACAAUUCAGGAGCGGCGUUCAGCCGAAGCCGACCAUCAGCCGGAAGGUAGUCGUUGCCAUGAAUGGCGAGCCUAAUAAUACAGCUGCUAGUGGAGAAGUCCAAUCUCCACCAUCAGCGAAGAAACAUAAUAUCACGCCUACGAGGAGGGGGGAGGAUCUUUAUUUGAGGGUUGACUGA
Molecule: messenger RNA, 2580 nt
Organism: Talaromyces marneffei
Lineage: Eukaryota; Fungi; Ascomycota; Eurotiomycetes; Eurotiales; Trichocomaceae
Exons: 3
Coding region: 1-2580 (859 amino acids)
Source: RefSeq, a predicted model, not a curated record